Messenger RNA from Pollicipes pollicipes, 4326 nucleotides. Its product is annotated as ubiquitin carboxyl-terminal hydrolase 7. Gene Ontology annotation, molecular function: cysteine-type deubiquitinase activity; protein binding. Gene Ontology annotation, biological process: regulation of protein stability; protein deubiquitination. Gene Ontology annotation, cellular component: nucleus; cytosol. The record is from RefSeq and is a predicted model, not a curated record. Bases 355 to 3723 code for a protein of 1122 amino acids. NCBI's taxonomy places the organism in Eukaryota, Metazoa, Arthropoda, Thecostraca, Pollicipedomorpha, Pollicipedidae. The transcript is spliced from 22 exons.
GUAAUCUGCAUGUGUGUUGUGUUUUGUGUGUGGCGAGAAUGUGCCGGUGGCGUGAAUGCCGCUGGAGAUUUCGACCGGAGACAGUGACGGCUAGUGCAUGCAGAGCUUGGUAAUAGUAUGAGUCAUUGACAGCGGACAAUUAGUUGUUGGGAACUGUCGUUCGUUCAUGGAGCACUUGUGAACCCCUCGCCGAAGGGGAAUACUCGGCUUGCAGACAUUGGGCGCAUCGCGAGCAAGCACGUAAAAGUGACCGUAUCGGGGAAAAAUUCUGGUGGUAAAGAUAAAACGGUCACGAAUCACAGGAAAGUGAAAGGUGCACUGGCGGCUGUCCCUGUCGCUCCCUCUGAGAACAACAUGAACCACAUAGUGGAGCCAGAAAGUAAAGAACCAGAUCAAGACAGCAUUUAUAACAGUGUUGAAGACAUGGAAACUCAGGAAGCGGACUCGACAGAGGCGCUGGACGAGACGGAGCGGGCGGCCGUGGAGCCGGCGCCGGACGGCGGCGCGCGGCCGGAGCAGCUGAACGGCGACACGGACGUCUGCCUGGUCACCACCACCCAGGACGCUGAGAUGGAGGAGGACGAGGCACGCUCGGAGGCGACGUUCUCGUUCUCGGUGCCCAACUUCAGCAAGCUGAAGGAGUCGGUGUUCUCGCCGCCGUGCUUCGUGCGCAACCUGCCGUGGAAGAUCAUGGUGAUGCCGCGCACCAAUCCCGGCCAGGACCGCAAGCCGCAGCGCAGCCUCGGCUUCUUCCUACAGUGCAAUGCCGACUCGGAGUCGGCCUCCUGGAGCUGCCACGCGAGCGCCGAGCUGCGGCUUCUUUCUGUGAAAGAGGGCGUGGACGACUUCAAUAGAAAGAUUACCCACCUGUUCUACAGCAAGGAGAACGACUGGGGCUUCAGCCACUUCAUGACCUGGAACGAGGUGCUGGACGAGGAGAGGGGCUACAUCAAGAACGACACCAUCACACUGCAGGUCAAGGUGAACGCUGACGCGCCGCACGGCGUCAGCUGGGACUCCAAGAAGCACACCGGCUACGUGGGUCUCAAGAACCAGGGCGCCACCUGCUACAUGAACUCGCUGCUGCAGACGCUCUUCUUCACAAACACCAUACGCAAGGCGGUGUACAAGAUGCCGACGGAGAACGACGACUCGUCCAAGUCGGUGGCGCUGGCGCUGCAGCGCGUCUUCUACGAGCUGCAGUUCUCGGACAAGCCGGUCGGCACCAAGAAGCUGACCAAGUCGUUCGGCUGGGAGACCAUGGACUCGUUCAUGCAGCACGACGUGCAGGAGUUCCUCAGAGUGCUGUUGGACAAGCUGGAGACCAAGAUGAAGGGCACGUGCGUGGAGGGCGUCAUCCCCAAGCUGUUCGAGGGCAAGACCAUCUCCUACUGCCGGUGUAAGCACGUCGACUACCAGUCCAGCCUCACCGAGACCUACUACGACAUCCAGCUCAACAUCAAGGACAAGAAGAACAUAUACGAGUCGUUCAAGGACUACGUGGAGCCGCAGACACUGGACGGCGACAACAAGUACGCGGCCGGUGAGCACGGCCUGCAGGAGGCCGUCAAGGGCGUCAUCUUCGAGACGCUGCCGCCCGUGCUGCACCUGCACCUGAUGCGCUUCCAGUACGACCCCAUCACCGACAGCAGCGUCAAGUUCAACGACCGGUUCGAGUUCCCGGACGUGCUGCACCUGAACGCGUUCCUGCAGGCGCCGGACAGCACGCCGGCGGCCGACUACGUCCUCCACGCCGUGCUCGUGCACUCGGGCGACAACCACGGCGGCCACUACGUCGUCUUCAUCAACCCCAGGGGCGACGGCAAGUGGUGCAAGUUCGACGACGACGUGGUGUCGCGCUGCACGCGCCAGGAGGCGAUCGAUCACAACUUCGGCGGCCAGGACGAGGAGCUCAACCUGACCGUGCGACACUGCACCAACGCCUACAUGCUGGUCUACAUCCGCAAGUCGCUGCUGGCCGAGGUGCUGCAGGAAGUGACCGAGGACGACAUACCGCUGGAGCUGACGGAGCGGCUUCAGGAGGAGAAGCGGCUGGAGGCCAUCCGCAGGAAGGAGCGCAACGAGCAGCAUCUCUACAUGCCCGUCCAGGUGGUGCUGGAGGACAGCUUCGAGGGUCACCACGGACCCGACCUGUUCGACCCGGAGAAGGUCAACUACCGCACGUUCCGCGUCAAGAAGUCGGCCACGCUGCAGGAGAUGAUGGAGCUCUUCUCCGAGAGCCUGAAGAUCCCGGUGGACCAGCUGCGGCCGUGGCCGAUGACCAUCCGCACCAACCAGACCAACCGGCCCACCGUCAUCGACAUGGAGGGAGACCUCCUCAAGAAGGUGUCGGACCUGGCCGACUCCACGUCCGCCUGGACGCUGUUCCUGGAGACGCUGCCGGCCGACCGGCCGGCCGGCGCCACGCUGCCGCCCUUCGACAAGGAGAGCGACGUGCUGCUGUUCUUCAAGCUGUACGACCCGCGCACCAAGCAGAUCCACUACUGCGGCCAUCAGUACAUCGCCAUCACCAGCAAAGUCCGGGAGCUGGUGCCGCUGCUGAACGAGCGCGCGGGCUUCCCGGCCGACACGGAGCUGCAGCUGUACGAGGAGCUCAAGCCCAACUACGUGGAGCGGCUGGAGGAGCUGGAGACGUCGCUGGACAAGGCGCUGGAGGAGCUGAUGGACGGCGACAUCAUCCUCUUCCAGAAGGCCGAGCACGACCCGUGCGACGGCGAGCUGCCGACCGUCGAGGACUACUUCAAGGACCUGUUCUACCGCGUGGAGGUGACGUUCUGCGACAAGACGGCGCCGUCCGACCCGGGCAUGGUGAUCGAGCUCUCGCAGCGCAUGAACUACGACCAGAUGGCGCGCGCCGUCGCCCUCCGGCUCGGCACUGACCCCUACAUGCUGCAGUUCUUCAAGGCGCAAAACUACCGGGAGGGCCCCGGCAACGCGCUGCGCUGCACCUACGAGGGCACCCUGAAGGACCUGCUGGUGGGCUACAAGCCGCGCCAGCCCAAGCGCAUCUACUACCAGCAGCUCUCGAUCCGCAUCAACGAGCUGGAGAACAAGCGACAGGUCAAGUGCAUCUGGGUUGGUCCGAAGCUGAAGGAGGAGAAGGAGCUGGUGCUGUACCCGAACAAGGACGGCACGGUGGGCGACCUGCUGGAGGAGGCGGCCAAGCAGGUGCAGCUGGCCGACGGCGGCUCGGGCCAGCUGCGCCUGCUCGAGGUGGUCGGCCACAAGAUCCUCAGCGUCGUCAAGGAGCUUACUGCGCUCGACACGCUGCCGGUCGGCUCGGCCAAGGUGUACCGCGUGGAGGAGACGCCGCGGGACGAGCUGAAGCUCGAGGAUGACGAGCUGCUCGUGCCGUGCGCCCACUUCCAAAAGGAGAUCUUCUCCACGUUCGGCGUGCCGUUCCUGCUCAAAAUCAAAGACGGUGAGCCGUUCUCGGCGGUCAAGGAGCGGAUACAGAAGCGGCUCGAGGCGCCCGAGAAGGAGUUCGAGAAGUUCCGGUUCGCGGUCGUCUCGCAGGGCACGCAGAAGUUUGUGCCCGACGACGCCGACUGGCACCUCAACAUGCAGGACAUACGACCGAAACUGAGCGCAGCAGGCUCACCGACGCUGGCCGUCUCGUGGCUGGGCCUGGAGCACGUCAACAAGACGCCAAAGCGCUCCCGGUACAACUACCUGGAGAAGGCCAUCAAGAUCUACAACUGAGCGCCGGCGCCGCCGCUGCAGGCGUCUGUACAGUGUUGAGCAUUGGGGAGCGCGCGCCUGUCGGCGCACCCUCCGUCGAAGCUGUGAUUACCCCUAGAUAGUUGUGCGCGUGCGUGUGCGUGGAGAGGAGCUGCCGCGCCCCGCGCGCGCGCGCCGGAGCGUGGGAGCGAUCUGAGGCCGACCGACCCCACCGCGGGGCAGAGGGGGCGAGCGAGCGAGAGAGAGCGGGCUGAGAGCGAGCCGCGCCGGUUCUGCGCCGCCGGCGCCGAAAUUUGACCCAGCCGGGCCCGGGAUGGCGCACCGGCCGGCGGGGUGCCACCGCACUUUGUUUUUACCUCCUAUUGCUGCUCGUCGCGUUCCUUACAAACAAUGUGAUCGUGUUUGCCGUCGAUGAUUUGCGCGCGCCGUCGGCGCGGCGGCUGCACGUCUGUUCGCAGCGCCGCCCGGCGGCCGGACGCCGAAAUGAAAGUUAUGCGCGGUGCCAAGAGCGGCGCCCGACCUCCCGUUCCGUUCUGAGUUGUGUUCAUUCCAACAAAUUCUGAGGCAGCCAAGUCUAAAAACACCAAGUGCUAUGUUUUUAAUAAUAAAUUAUGACAAAUUGAU